GUCAUCUUUGGCCGCGCCAUUAAAACCGAGUACCUCACGUUGGGUACGCUCUUCGCGACCGGUGGUGCCGUGUAUGCGUCCCUUGGUGGAAAGAAAGAUUCUGCAUUCUCAGGCAAACCUCUUGCAGAGCGCGUGAAGGAGGCUGUACCCAUAAAUGCUGGAUCC
Suillus discolor is the source of this 165-nucleotide messenger RNA. RefSeq lists its product as uncharacterized. The annotation marks the transcript as partial. The record is from RefSeq and is a predicted model, not a curated record. The transcript has a single exon. NCBI's taxonomy places the organism in Eukaryota, Fungi, Basidiomycota, Agaricomycetes, Boletales, Suillaceae.